AUGCCGACUUCUGGGUCACCCCCAUUCACGGGGACGAACCCGUUCCCUAACGACUCGGUAAUGCCUCCUUUCCCAGUUACGAACGAAUAUGAUCUCUAUGAUGGCGACGAUGUCAACCAUGCUACAAAUACUUCACUUUUUAAUUUCGCGGGCGGCGGGUUACUCGACGGGUCGAUGUAUGGGGAAUCUAAGCCAUUUCCACCGGGUAUUAGCCCACCGACAGAUCCCAAUUUGAACAGAACAGCACCAGGAUAUGCUUCGCUUCCAUCCCACCGUGGCUCCUCAUCCUCAGAUUCAUCCCGAAUGAGCGGCAAUUCUACUGGAAAGACUAGUGUAUCUUCAGCGGAUGCGAUGAUGACGGAUGAGGCAUUUCCAACUUGGACUGUCGAUAAUGAACAUAAACAACACGAUACGAAUUUCAUGUUUGAAACUCUGGACCCAUCAAACAUAGACAUGUCUACUGUUUUCGAUUUCGAUAGUGCUUCGAGCAGUCCUAGCCCCCCCACAAACGGCGUCACACGAGAAUCGUCUGUACCAAUAAAUCCUGGAUCGCAGGGCCAUGUUGCAAAGAGGAUAAAGGGCCACCAUAAGGCACAAUCGCAACAUUCUUUAACAAGCUCCAUGAACGGCCUCAAGACGAGCGGCUCGAGAGAAACCUCACCGAUGUCGAAUAUAGUCGUAAGCCAAGAAGCUUCCCCGGCAGUGGUGUUCAAAAACUCACCUUCCCCGGAGAACAUUGCCAACCAUCUUAAUGGCGGUAUACCAAAAAUGAACAUGGCGCAGGCAUGGCCAGCAAUGGGGGGUCUGCCAGUCAACGGACCAGUCACAAAAAUUAGACAAGAUUCGAUAAACAUACCGCACGGCUUCCAGUCUUUCUCGCCGCGAGUGAGCUUGGCUCAAGGUGCCCCACCGAGGCUAGUGGUUCAUCCCACGCCGCUCAAAUCUCGAGUUGAGACACAAAUUCCUAUCAAAUUAACCCUGCACAACCUACCACCCGGCGUUAAGAAGAUUCACUUACCGACACACACAAUAUCAAAACCUAAAUUACUUGCGAAACCUCCAGCGAUGCGGUCACCUGAUACUCUGGAGCUUUCCACUAUGCUAGUCUGCAGUAGUGCUAUGGAGGAUCGGACGAAGCGUAUACGUGCAUUUCAGCGAGCCGCUACAGCUCAAUAUGACUUUCUAAAUCCGAACCGACAGGAGGAUGCCGGUACGGAUGAAGAGCAAAUGGUGCAGGAAGGAGGCGAAGUCCGGAUAUGUAACGGUUGUAUAACUCGUGAACGCAAACGUGCCGGCCGCAAGAAGCAUAAAAAGCCAGAAGAGGAGGAAUUAUGGAAUCGAUACGAGCACCAGCGGGUCAUCGUUUUUAACACCCAAGAAGUGAAGGACUGGCAGUCAGUCACUCCUCAUAUGCUUGAUCCUACUGGAGCUGGGUUACGUGAUCCCGUGGUCCCUGAUGGUACUGUGCAAGUAGAUGCGCCAAUGCGUAUUGCUUGCUACUGUCGUCACCACGGCGAGAAAAUGGGAUUCCGCGUUAUCUUCACCAUAAAAGACUACCAAGGCAAUCUUGUUGCUCAACAAAUUUCAUCAUCAAUAAUGAUUACAGAUGAUCACAAAACACACAUUCCCACCACCUCGACGGCCCAAACUUCUGUUCCAGCCUUGGGAGCUUCGCCGAUGCAGAGCAUCAACGAUGUCAAAUCGGCCGAAGCUCCGAUGAUGUUUCACUCACAGUCAUCUUCUGACCUCCAGAGCAUGGCUCAAAAUGGGCCUCUGGCGUUUCCCCCCCAGAACCCCCAACCUGUAACAAACAUCUCAGCACCCCGUAAUUUAUCCAGGCAGGGCUCCCCUAUGAGCCCGUCUGGUCCUAUGUCAAAGAAAAGGAAAGCAAGUGGAUCUAUGAAACUACCCAGCGGUCUUGAGAUGACAAGACUCGAGACACACCAAUCACCGCCAUCGAUUCCGGGAGCGCAGAACGAAUCCGCCGCUACUUCAGCCGCCACUUCGCCGUUCUCACCAAACAUGGCAGCUUUUCCAACAGCUACGGAUCCCAUAUUUCAUGGACAACCAAACCUCAACGGUAUGGGGCAACAAUUUCCAACAGGUCCACCUACCCCAAACAGUGGUGGUGCUGAAUUUAUGUUCCCAUCAGGAACCAGGAACUUGAGCCUCGACAGCAUGUCAGUGCCUCCGAUGUUCUCAGCACCAACGUCGACUCACCCUAGCCGAGCUCCUAGCCCGAAUCGCAUGGGAAAUGACAUUCGAAGCAUGCCGCAACCUCCAGUAGGCCAAAACAUGUACAAUGCACCUACAGCUAUGAAUGUGGGUAGAUCACAGCCGAUGAUCUACAAGAUCAUUCCUGGAGAAGGGCCAAAAUCAGGCGGUGUCGAAGUAACAAUUCUUGGUAGCGGUUUCACAAACGGCGGCCUUGAAGUGAUGUUUGGUGAGCAAAGGGCAGCUACGACGACAUACUGGGGUGAGACAUCGUUGGUCUGCCUACUCCCGCCGUCUCCAAGCGCGGGUGUAGUCCCAGUGUCGAUCAGACAGCCCGGUGUGGUCCCCCAGCAUCACCUAUUCACCGGCAACCAGCAACCGUUAUUUAGAUAUGUCGAUGACGACGAACAUCGUCUGAUACGUACAGCUCUCACCGUUCUGGGAAAUAAGCUUGGUGGCAAAAUGACAGAUGUCGCGGACAUUGCUAGAAACAUCAUCUACGGGCCUGGCAACAAUAGUGGCUCUUGGGGUCCAUCAACUUCUGGAGGCCAGACGCCCAAUGCUAACUUUAGCAGCCUCGAGCAGGAUCUUUCGGAGUCCGUAGAGAUGGGUCUCCUUCGUAUUUUGGAGCUGAUCGAUCUUGAUGAUAGCAUCAAUGAAGCUAAGAUCAAUCUCAAGAGGGCGAGCGGCCAGACUAUGCUUCACUUAGCCUGUGCUCUCGGUUUCGCACGCUUUGUUGCUGGUCUCCUGUCCCGUGGUGCUAACGUGGGCGUGCGUGACAGGGGUGGUUUCACGCCGCUGCAUCUGGCGGCGAUGAAUAACCACCCAGAGAUCGUCCGACGUCUCAUUAUGAAAGGGGCCGACCCGACUAUGCGCAGUCUCUCGGGUCUUACUUCCGCCGAUGUUGCUCAAUCUAGCGACGUUCUUCGAGUCCUCCGGAAGAUCGAGAACCAUUCCAGAUCUCGAAGUAACGGGUCUCUCCACAGCAGGGCUAACAGUGCUAGCUCCCUCAAAUCUCUUUGGGAUACGCCCUUAAUGACCCCGGGACGCCGCGAGAAGUUCACGUCUGGCCGUUCGAGAUCCGGUUCAAGCUCAGCAGCGGAGAGCAGCGACAGUGACGGUGAUUGGUCUGGAAGGAGGAGCAAUGACGAUGAUAGGAGUAAUUGGUUGCAUAUGAGACAACCAUUCCCGCCUACUCAUUAUCCUAAGAAUAUCCCGCCUCGUCACUUAGAGGAUGAAGAUGCUACACCUACAUCGCCGAUGUCAGCUAUUCGAGACCACUUUGCGGCGCACCUCCAGCAAUGGCAGAAUUCCAUGGCAAUGCAUUUCCAAAAUCUACCACCGCUUCAGAUGCCUCACAUGCAAAUGCCAGCCCUGCCGCCGAUCCCCGUACUUCCGGAUUACCAAGCCUACUUAUACGCAACUCCUGUUGUGCAGCGUAUUAGUUCUCUCGUGCCGAACAUCCGAAGUCCACGUCCUGGAUCAGAGGACGGACAGUCUCCGCAGGAUGGCAGUAGUAAACGAUGGGAAUUCCCCUUCUUCGGUGCUAAGGACUCGCCUCCCCCAGCCUACGACAGCAUCUUCCCAGAGAAGAGCUUGGAUAAGAGCUUCGAAGUAAAACAAACCUCAGCAGCCACCGCAGCAGUUGAGUUCGAAGCGGAUAAAAAAUGUGCUACUCUUUUUGACCAACCCACGACGGAAACUCCUACAUCCGCGGAAGCAUCUACAUCGCAAUCGCAAGAAGUGCCCGCGCUUCUUGAAAUUGGGCGCAAGCACAACAUCACCAAGGAGCAACAAGAACACCUACAGCGAGCCCAUGCUCAGAGGCUCAAGACCGGCAGCAGUGACAAGAUGCUGUGGUUUGUCUGGAUUCCAAUUCUAAUGUUCAUCCUUGGCGCUAUGUUGGUUAGUGUUGCUCCUUCGCUGACGACUUGUGCCUCUGUAUCAAUCGAAACCUACAAUACAUUCUCUGACAAUGUGCGAGGGGUUGCCCAGAGGUUUCUCCCCAAUAUUGUGGGAACUAUUUAA
Hypoxylon trugodes is the source of this 4242-nucleotide messenger RNA. RefSeq lists its product as uncharacterized. NCBI's taxonomy places the organism in Eukaryota, Fungi, Ascomycota, Sordariomycetes, Xylariales, Hypoxylaceae. The coding region runs from base 1 to 4242 and encodes 1413 amino acids. The record is from RefSeq and is a predicted model, not a curated record. Gene Ontology annotation, molecular function: double-stranded DNA binding; transcription coregulator activity; protein binding. The transcript is spliced from 3 exons. Gene Ontology annotation, biological process: regulation of transcription by RNA polymerase II. Gene Ontology annotation, cellular component: nucleus.